Dipodomys ordii (Ord's kangaroo rat) is the source of this 6832-nucleotide messenger RNA. RefSeq names its product sidekick cell adhesion molecule 2 (gene Sdk2). Lineage: Eukaryota; Metazoa; Chordata; Mammalia; Rodentia; Heteromyidae. Bases 82 to 6387 code for a protein of 2101 amino acids. Gene Ontology annotation, molecular function: protein binding. The record is from RefSeq and is a predicted model, not a curated record. The transcript has 43 exons.
GAUGACGUGGCCCCCUACUUCAAGACGGAGCCCGUGCGGACGCAGGUGCACCUGGAGGGCAACCGUCUGGUGCUCACGUGCAUGGCCGAGGGCAGCUGGCCCCUGGAGUUCAAGUGGCUCCACAACAACAGGGAGCUGACCAAGUUCUCCCUGGAGUACAGGUACAUGAUCACCAGCCUGGAUCGCACUCACGCCGGCUACUACCGCUGUAUUGUAAGGAACAGAAUGGGGGCACUGCUGCAGCGGCAAACCGAAGUCCAGGUGGCCUACAUGGGGAGCUUCGAGGAGGGCGAGAAGCACCAGAGUGUCUCACACGGAGAGGCGGCUGUCAUCCGCGCCCCACGCAUCGCCAGCUUCCCCAGGCCACAGGUGACCUGGUUCCGAGAUGGCCGGAAGAUCCCACCCAGCAGCCGCAUAGCCAUCACACUGGAUAAUACGCUUGUCAUCCUGUCCACCGUGGCUCCCGACGCAGGCCGAUACUACGUGCAGGCGGUUAACGACAAGAACGGAGACAACAAGACCAGCCAGCCCAUGACUCUCGCUGUGGAGAAUGUCGGGGGCCCUGCCGACCCCAUUGCACCAACCAUCAUCGUCCCGCCCAGGAACACCAGCGUGGUGACCGGGACUUCCGAGGUGACCUUGGAGUGUGUGGCCAAUGCCAGACCCCUGAUCAAGCUACAGGUGGUAUGGAAGAAGGACGGGGUACCCAUCUCAAGUGGCAUCAGCGACUUUAGCCGCCGGCUCACCAUCACCAACCCCACCGUCAGCGACGCCGGCUACUACGAGUGUGAGGCGGUACUCCGGAGCAGCAGCGUGCGCCCUGUGGCCCGGGGCGCCUACCUCUCAGUGCUGGAGCCUCCACAGUUCACCAAGGAGCCCGAGAGACACGUCACCGCGGAGAUGGAGAAGGUGGUGGACAUCCCCUGCCGAGCCAAAGGUGUACCGCCCCCCUCCAUCACCUGGUAUAAGGACGCGGCCGUGGUGGAGGUGGAGAAGCUGAGCCGCUACAGGCAGCGGGGCGACGGCGGCCUGCAGAUCAGCAGCCUGGUGCCCGAUGACACCGGCAUGUUCCAGUGCUUCGCCCGCAACGCGGCUGGAGAGGUGCAGACCUCCACCUACUUGGCUGUCACCAGUAUCGCCCCCAAUAUCACCAGAGGCCCCCUGGACAGCACGGUGAUCGACGGCAUGUCGGUGGUCCUGGCAUGUGAGACCUCGGGGGCACCCCGGCCGGCCAUCACUUGGCAGAAAGGAGAGCGCAUCCUGGCCAGCGGCUCCGUGCAGCUGCCACGCUUCACGCUGCUGGAGUCGGGCAGCCUGCUGGUCAGCCCCACGCACAUCUCGGAUGCGGGCACCUACACCUGCUUGGCCACCAACUCUCGCGGGGUGGACGAGGCCUCCGCAGACCUGGUGGUGUGGGCUCGGACUCGCAUCACCAGGCCCCCACAGGACCAGAGUGUCAUCAAAGGGACACAGGCCUCCAUGGUGUGCGGAGUGACCCACGACCCCCGAGUGACCAUCAGGUAUGUGUGGGAGAAGGACGGGGCCACCCUGGCCGUGGAGAACAAUCCCCGUGUCCGCCUGGACAAGAAUGGCUCCCUGCACGUCUCACAGACAUGGUCCGGAGACAUUGGCACCUACACCUGCAGGGUGCUCUCGGCUGGCGGCAAUGACUCUCGCAGUGCCCACCUGCGAGUCAGGCAGCUGCCCCAUGCCCCGGAGCAUCCCGUGGCAAUGCUCAGCAUGGUGGAGAGGAGAGCCAUCAACCUGACAUGGGCCAAGCCCUUUGACGGCAACAGCCCCCUGAUCCGCUACGUCCUGGAGAUGUCAGAGAAUAAUGCUCCCUGGACCAUCCUCCUGGCCAGCGUGGAUCCUGAAGCCACUUCGGUGAUGGUCAAGGGCUUGGUCCCAGCACGGUCCUACCAGUUCCGACUCUGUGCUGUCAACGACGUGGGGAGAGGACAGUUUAGCAAGGACACCGACAGGAUUUCCCUCCCCGAGGAACCACCCACAGCCCCGCCGCAGAAUGUCAUCGCCAGCGGCCGCACCAACCAGUCCAUCAUGAUCCAGUGGCAGCCUCCUCCCGAGAGCCAUCAGAAUGGGGUCCUCAAAGGGUACCUCAUCAGGUACUGCCUGGCUGGGCUGCCUGUCGGAUACCAGUUCAAGAACAUCACCGACGCCGAUGUCAACAACCUGCUGCUGGAGGACCUCAUCAUCUGGACCAACUACGAGAUUGAGGUGGCCGCCUACAACAGUGCAGGGCUGGGCGUGUACAGCAGCAAGGUCACCGAGUGGACGCUGCAGGGAGUCCCCACGGUCCCCCCAGGCAAUGUGCACGUCGAAGCCACCAACUCUACCACCAUCCGCUUCACCUGGACUGCCCCCAGCCCCCAGUUUAUCAACGGCAUCAACCAGGGCUACAAGCUGAUCGCCUGGGAGCCAGAUCAGGAGGAGGAAGUUACCAUGGUGACUGCCCGGCCCAACUUUCAAGACAGCAUCCACGUGGGCUUUGUUUCCGGCCUAAAGAAGUUCACCGAGUACUUCACCUCCGCUCUGUGCUUCACCACCCCGGGGGACGGGCCCCGCAGCAGCCCCCAGCUGGUGCGCACCCAUGAAGAUGUGCCAGGCCCCGUGGGACACCUAAGCUUCAGUGACAUCCUGGACACUUCGCUGAAGGUCAGCUGGCAGGAGCCAGGAGAGAAGAACGGCAUCCUCACGGGGUACCGGAUCUCGUGGGAGGAGUACAACCGAACCAACACCCGCGUGACCCACUACCUGCCCAACGUGACCCUGGAGUACCGGGUCACCGGCCUCACCGCGCUCACUACCUACACCAUCGAGGUGGCUGCCAUGACCUCAAAAGGCCAGGGCCAGGUCUCUGCCUCCACCAUCUCCUCUGGGGUGCCUCCGGAACUCCCAGGUGCCCCCACCAACCUGGGCAUUUCUAACAUCGGCCCCCGCUCCGUGACCUUGCAGUUCAGACCUGGCUAUGACGGGAAAACCUCCAUCUCCCGCUGGCUGGUGGAAGCCCAGGUGGGCGUGAUCGGGGAGGGAGAGGAAUGGUUGCUGAUCCACCAACUCAGCAAUGAGCCAGAUGCCCGCUCCAUGGAAGUACCCGACCUCAACCCCUUCACCUACUACAGCUUCCGCAUGCGCCAGGUGAACAUCGUAGGCACCAGCCCACCCAGUCAGCCUUCCAGAAAGAUCCAGACUCUCCAGGCACCCCCAGACAUGGCCCCAGCCAAUGUGACUUUGCGCACGGCCAGUGAGACCAGCCUGUGGCUUCGCUGGAUGCCUCUCCCAGAGAUGGAAUACAAUGGGAACCCCGAGUCCGUGGGCUACAAGAUCAAGUACAGCCGAUCAGAUGGCCACGGCAAGACGCUGAGCCACGUGGUCCAGGACCGCGUGGAGCGGGAAUACACCAUCGAGGACCUGGAGGAGUGGACGGAGUACCGCGUCCAGGUCCAGGCCUUCAACGCCAUCGGGAGUGGGCCCUGGAGCCCGAUGGUGGUGGGCAGGACCCGGGAGUCAGUCCCAUCCUCUGGCCCCACCAACGUGUCUGCACUGGCUACCACGUCCAGCAGCAUGCUGGUGCGUUGGAAUGAGAUCCCCGAGGCCGACCGCAAUGGGCUCGUGCUGGGCUACAAGGUGGUGUAUAAGGAGAAGGAUUCAGAUGCCAAACCCAAGUACUGGCUGGUGGAAGGCAACUCGUCUCGCAGUGCCCAGCUCACGGGCUUGGGCAAGUAUGUGCUCUACGAGGUCCGUGUGCUGGCCUUCACGCGCAUCGGAGACGGCAGCCCCAGCCACCCUCCCGUCCUGGAGCGCACGCUGGAUGAUGUUCCAGGCCCCCCCAUGGGCAUCCUGUUCCCAGAGGUGAGGACCACAUCUGUGCGGCUCAUCUGGCAGCCCCCUACAGCCCCUAACGGCAUCAUCUUGGCUUACCAGAUCACGCACCGACUCAACGCCACCACGGCCAACACCGCCGCUGUGGAAGUGCUGGCACCCAGCGCCCGCCAGUACACGGCCACCAGCCUCAAGCCAGAAUCCGUCUACCUCUUCCGCAUCACGGCCCAGACCCGCAAAGGCUGGGGGGAGGCUGCCGAGGCCCUGGUGGUGACCACCGAGAAGAGAGACCGCCCCCAGCCCCCCAGCAAGCCCGUGGCACGUCAGGAGAACGUGAAGGCCCGCAGCGUGCUUCUGUCCUGGGAGCCAGGCAGCGAUGGGCUGUCCCCCGUGCGGUACUACACCGUCCAGACCAGAGAGCUGCCCGGGGGCAAGUGGGCGCUCCACUCGGCCUCUGUGAACCACAACGCCUCCACCUUCAUCGUGGACAGGCUUAAGCCCUUCACAUCCUACAAGUUCCGCCUGAAGGCCACCAAUGACAUCGGGGACAGCGAGUUCAGCGAGGAAUCCGAGUCGCUGACCACCCUGCAGGCCGCCCCUGAUGAAGCACCCACCAUCCUCUCCGUGACCCCUCAUACCACCACCUCUGUGCUAAUCCGAUGGCAGCCGCCAGCUGAGGAUAAGAUCAACGGCAUCCUCCUGGGCUUCCGAAUCCGGUACCGGGAGCUGCAGUUGGAAGGGCUGAGGGGCUUCACUCUUCGAGGCAUCAACAACCCUGGAGCCAAGUGGGCGGAGCUCACCCACCUGAACAAGCACAGACGAUAUGAAGUCCGCAUGAGUGUGUACAACGCAGUGGGCGAGGGACCCCUGAGCCCCCCGCAGGAGGUCUUUGUCGGGGAAGCAGUGCCCACAGCGGCACCCCAAAACGUGGCCGUCCAUGGUGCCACGGCCACACAGCUGGACGUGACGUGGGAGCCACCCCCGCUGGACAGUCAGAAUGGAGACAUCCAGGGCUACAAGAUUUUCUUCUGGGAAGCCCAGCGGGGGAACCUCACAGAACGGGUGAAGACACUUUUCCUGGCUGAGAAUGGCGUGAAACUCAAAAAUCUGACUGGCUACACUACCUACAUGGUCAGCGUGGCGGCCUUCAACGCUGCGGGGGACGGGCCACGGAGCGCCCCCACCCAGGGCCAGACCCAGCAAGCAGCCCCCAGCGCUCCCGGCUCAGUCAAGUUCAGCGAGCUGACCACGACCUCGGUAAACGUGUCCUGGGAAGCCCCCCGGUUCCCCAACGGCCUCCUGGAGGGCUACCGGCUAGUGUAUGAGCCCUGCACCCCAGUAGAUGGGGUCAGCAAGAUCGUGACAGUGGACGUGAAGGGGAACAGCCCGCUGUGGCUGAAGGUGAAGGACCUGGCCGAGGGCAUGACCUACAGGUUCCGCAUCCGGGCCAAGACCUUCACCUACGGGCCUGAGAUCGAAGCCAACGUCACCACCGGCCCAGGAGAAGGUGCCCCGGGCCCACCAGGAGUGCCCAUCAUCGUGAGGUACAGUUCUGCCAUCGCCAUCCACUGGGCCAGCGGUGACCCUGGCAAAGGACCCAUUACCCGCUACGUCAUAGAGGCCCGGCCUUCAGAUGAGGGGCUCUGGGACAUUUUGAUCAAGGACAUCCCCAAGGAGGUGAGCUCUUACACCUUCAGCAUGGACAUCCUGAAACCUGGCGUGAGCUACGACUUCCGGGUCAUUGCUGUCAACGACUAUGGCUUCGGCACCCCCAGCAGUCCCUCCCAGUCUGUGCCAGCCCAAAAAGCCAACCCUUUCUAUGAGGAGUGGUGGUUCCUGGUGGUCAUUGCCCUGGUGGGCCUCAUCUUCAUCCUGCUUCUGGUCUUUGUGCUCAUCAUCCGAGGCCAGAGCAAGAAGUAUGCCAAGAAGACAGACUCAGCAGGCAAUGUCAAAUCGGGAGCCCUAGGCCAUGGGGAGAUGCUGAGCUUGGACGAAAGCAGUUUUCCUGCCUUGGAACUCAACAACAGGAGGCUGUCGGUCAAGAACUCCUUCUGCAGAAAGAAUGGCCUGUACACCAGGCCCAGCCCUGGCAGCCUCCACUACUCAGAUGAGGACGUCACCAAGUACAACGACCUCAUCCCCGCAGAGAGCAGCAGCCUCACCGAGAAGCCCUCGGAAAUCUCUGACUCCCAGGGAAGUGACAGUGAGUACGAGGUGGACCCGAACCCCCAGAAGGCCCACUCCUUUGUCAACCACUACAUCAGCGACCCAACCUACUACAACUCCUGGCGGCGCCAGCAGAAGGGUAUCUCGCGGGCCCAGGCGUACAGCUACACAGAGAGCGACCCUGGGGAGCCUGAUCACGUCACCAUCGCCAACAGCACCAGCGCCCAGCAGGGCAGCCUCUUCCGGCCCAAGGCUAGCCGGACUCCUACGCCCCAAAACCCUCCGAACCCCCCAAGUCAACAGAGCACCCUCUACCGGCCCCCCAGCAGCCUGGCCCCUGGCUCCCGGGCUCCUAUUGCAGGAUUUUCAUCUUUUGUUUGAUGACAGAGUAGGAAAAGAAAGAAAGUAAGAAAAAAAAGGACACCAAAAUCCUCCUCACCACUUCUCACCAUGCCUGCCAGAAAACAACAAAAAACACCAAGAAACCAAGUCAGCUGUUCACCUCUCAAGUUUAAUUUUCCAGAUUCCAGGGCCAGCAAAGCCUGCAUGGAGGAGGAAGACGAGAAGGAAGAGGAGGAGGAAGAGGAAAAGGGGGAGGAGGAGGAGGAGGAGGAGACCAAGGAAGGAUGUGUGUGCUGGCAUGUGGGACCCACUGCUCUGCAGUGAGUUGCACCUGGACUAGAGAUGGGACUGGAGAUUGGGGGAGAUGGAGAAAGAGAGAGGCCAAGAGGGCAAAGGACUUGAGGGCUGUAAGGCAGGCAUGGCUGAGGGACAGAGAGGCUUCUGAUGUCUAGCCAGCCACCCCUUCCCUCUUGUGUUUCAUACC